This is a messenger RNA of Xenopus laevis (African clawed frog), 2795 nucleotides long. RefSeq lists its product as uncharacterized. Bases 409 to 2463 code for a protein of 684 amino acids. NCBI's taxonomy places the organism in Eukaryota, Metazoa, Chordata, Amphibia, Anura, Pipidae. The record is from RefSeq and is a predicted model, not a curated record. The transcript has 2 exons.
GUUUAUAUCCAAUUGCUCCAGUUUAUGAAAUACAAUUUUAAAUUGUAAAGUGGAGUAACAGAUGUUGCUAGGCUGCAGGGAAUUUAUAGCUGCUAGGUGGAGACAUGUGAGCGGUGUAAACAGCAGCGUCAAAGAAAAGGAAACGAAACUCAAGGGAAGCACAGAAAUGUGUCAUCUGAAAGCCUGUCACACUGCAGAGAGAGGCUCCAGUAAGAAGGACUCAACUUUGUCAUUCUUUUUGCUUGCUGGCGUGAGAAACCAAAUAUAAACCUUCACCCCUAUAAAGAUCAUAAAAUAUUAGAAACUAAAGCCCCUGUGUGGUCCAGCACAGCUGGAGAAAUAUUAGAUACUGAAGCCACCGUGAGUCUCCGAACAGUUUUAGAAAAAUAUUGACACAAAGUGUUAACUAUGGAUUUAAGUCCUCAACCAUCACAAGGGUCUUCUACUUGCCAGUUAAACCACAGUUUAAUUGCCCAAAACCACAGAAAUCCACAGAGGGUUAUCUCAACCUAUCCUUCAACAAUAUACCAGCAAGAUUUAGUUAAACCACUACUAUUUAAGACAAUCCAAUCUGGUCCAGAUACAAUAAACCUAUAUUGUCAUGAAAUGGGAUAUUUAUAUAAUCCGAUGACAGGGAGUUUCAAAAUUAAUGCAGGUAGCCUACCAUUACCUGCCACAAACAUUGAAAGGAAAACUCCACAAGACUUGCAAAUUAAUUUGGCAACAACAAAAAAGAGUACUAAAAACCCAAAAAUUAACAAUGCAGCAUGUGCCAUUGACAAACCUAUUCCACCAGUCCAGACAGACUCUGUCUUACCUUUUCAGGGUAAUCUUUCAGCAGCCACUCAAAGCAAUUCUUUCCCACACAUCCAGGAAACAGUUCCCACAAACAAUAGAAGCAAAUCCAUAUCUUCCAAAGGGUUGAAAGUUAUACCCAUGAAGAGUACACCGGCCAGAGAUGCCAAGAGCAAUGCUAAAAAGAGUGCCAAAGACAGAUCUGUCCUGCCAAUCCAAAUAGAAUCUGUCCUACCUCUUCAGUGUAAUUCUGUCAUAAGCACUCAGAGACCAGUUGCCACAGACACUAAAUUCAAAUCUAAAUCUUUCCUGGACUUGACAGUUAAAACAACUACAGCCAACAAGAGCAAAGCUACAGAAUGUGUCAUAGGCAGCCCUAGAACAUCAGUCAAGAUGAAAUCUGCCCUACCUCCUCCAGAUGUUUCUAUCCCAAAAUCCCAGAAGAAAUUUGAAAUAAACAAAAAAAGCUGGUCUAAAUAUUCCAUGGGCUUGCCAGUUAAUGAAGCUACAAAUAUUAAGAGCAUACCUGCCAGAGACACCAACAGCAAAGCUACAGAACAUGCCAUAGACAUUCCUAUCUCACCAGUCAAGACAGAAUCUGCUCAGCCUCUUCAGGGUAGUCUUUCUAAAUCCACAAAAGGUUAUUUUGUCAAAAGCUACCAGAUAAAUUUAGAUAAAGUAGCCAAGGUCAAGUCUGUCAUGCCACUUAUAGGAAACAAACCCGCAGUGUGCCCAAGCAAAAAUUUACUGUCCUCCCAGAAAAAACCUACACCAACCAAAAACAUCAAGCCUACAAAAAAGUCCAAAAAAAAGCAAAGAAUACAAGUACAAAACAUAAGUUGCAGAGUGGAAGUACCAUAUAGACAAUCCAAGUUGCAUCCAUCCAGGCAGUGUAAGAAGAAUUAUGUGAAUAUCUGGAGCAUUUUAAAACCCUUCAAUCGAAGAUCUAGACGUCACAAGAUCCAACAUCAUUGUCAAAUAAAACCGGCGUGGAGGUACAAAUGCAGAAAUCAAAUUAUGGCCUCAACAGUACAUGAGAUUAUCAACAGCCAAUUUGUAAAAAAUUUAAGAAGCUCUGCGUCACCUGCACUGAUUCAUAAUAUCCUAAACUGUAGUUAUAAGAUACAGAAAACAGCUCAGCCAUGGACCAUGCGUCUGGAAAAGGAGGCCAUUGUGAAUUAUAAAAAUUUGAAAUUAGAAAAUGACAAAAAGAAAGUCCGGGUGAGUGACUGUGAAUUGUUUACCAGCUCAGAAAAUAUCUGGUUGGCUGGAGUCUGCAGAGAAGUGUGUACCAGGGACAGCGAAGAAUGUUGGCCGCUGCUAGUAAAGUGCUUACACAAGCACCCAGAUAGUACACUGGUACAGGCAACUAGGCAUCGAUCUUUCUUUCUGAGAAAAGAAGGUUACAUUUAUACCCUGUGCAAGGAUCAUGCCUACUACACUCAGCUUCAAUUUCUUAUGGAUAUAACAGACACUGUGUAUGCAGAACUGCUAGUGCAUACAAAUAAAGAAACUGUCAUUGUUCCAGUGUGGAUUGACUUUGACUUCUUGGAAAAAGCAAAAGAAAAACUAGAGAGAUUCUACACAGUCAAUGUUUUACCCUAUCUCCAAAAGAACGAAGAUUGUAAGAGGAGGCCCCAGCAUCAUAAGAACUUUAAUGAGGCAUGAGUUGUUAUAGUAGAACCCCCAUUUUAUGUUUAUAAGGGGAACAGAAAAAAUAUAAUGUAAAAACUGGGAAAAUAUAAAAUUGGAGAAUUGCAUUCUGAAUGAUAUAUUGGUGAGACCACAAAACAAACAAUGUAAAAUAAAGGAAAACUUAAAAUCAGGGGAAAUAUAACAGAGUUUUCACUGUAAUUAAUAUUCAGUAAUUUAAUCAUAUAUAUUUAUGAAUUAUAUUAAAUAAAGUUAUCUUGGUUUAUAUCCUUAGUGGACCUGAAUAGUUUAGAUCUGCCCAAGUAUGGGGUGCCAUUUGUCCCAAAUGCAUUCUGUAUAGAAAACUA